Messenger RNA from Ipomoea nil (Japanese morning glory), 1203 nucleotides. RefSeq names its product F-box protein PP2-A13-like. Bases 153 to 1031 code for a protein of 292 amino acids. Lineage: Eukaryota; Viridiplantae; Streptophyta; Magnoliopsida; Solanales; Convolvulaceae. Gene Ontology annotation, molecular function: protein binding. The record is from RefSeq and is a predicted model, not a curated record. The transcript has 3 exons.
GCAGACAUCUCUCUCUCUCUCUUUAAAUUUCUCUCUCACACACAACACCCAAAACACACACUCUCCAAAAGUUUUCCUUUUUUGCUAGUUGGAUCAAUCCCAUCUAUUCUGUUAUUCUAUCUCCAUUCAAUUCCUGCUUUUUUUAUUCUGAAAUGGGCGCUAAUGCUUCUUCAAAUGACUUGGAGCCUAACGGCGGGCAUGGUCAACCACCAUUAAAGGCAAGGUUAGCGGACAUACCGGAAUCUUGUGUCGCUCUGGUCUUGUCCUAUAUGGAACCGCCGGAGAUCUGCAAGCUGGCCCGUAUUGACCGGGCCUUCCGGGCCGCCUCGUCGGCGGAUUUCAUCUGGGAGCCCAAAUUGCCCUCCAAUUACCGGUAUAUCUUGGAGGAUCUGAUCGGGUUCAGCGCCGCCGGCAUGCCAAAAAGGGACAUUUUCUCUAUGCUUUGCCGGCCCAUUUCUUUCGAUGGUGGCACAAAGGAUGUUUGGAUUGAUAAGACUUGUGGAGGAGUUUGUUUGGCGAUUUCUGCUAAGGGCAUGAGGAUUACCGGAAUCGAUGAUCGGAGGUAUUGGAAUCACAUUCCGACUGAAGAAUCAAGAUUCCAGACAGUUGCAUAUCUUCAACAAAUUUGGUGGGUCGAAGUGGAUGGCGACCUCGAGUUCCAAUUUCCUGCGGGGGAAUACAGUUUGUUUUUCAGGCUUCAGCUCGGGAGGAUAACGAAGAGGUUGGGUGGUCGUCGAGGGUGCAACGCUGAGAAUGUUCACGGCUGGGACAUUAAGCCGGUUCAACUAAAGUUCACAUUGCAAGAUGGUCAGCAAGCGACAUCGCGGUGCUUCCUGGACAACCUAGGAACCUGGGUGCACUACCAUGUAGGAGAUUUUGUCGUCGAGGAUGCCAACGCCGAUGCGUUGACAAAGAUUAAGUUUUCUCUGACUCAGAUUGAUUGCACACAUACUAAAGGUGGUUUGUGUGUAGAUUCUGUCCUAAUAUGCCCCAGUAGAAUGGGGAAAGAUUUUAGAUUGUCUUCUGGAUAGGUGAAAAUUAAAGCAGAUUGUAAGACACAAUAUUUAGCUUGAGUUUGGAAGUGGCAUGGAUAGUUAUGUUGUGUGAGAUCACUCAUUUUUGAAUUGCGGAUGUGUUUUUUGUACAUAGGAAUAGGCAAUGUUUUCAAGUUAAUGGCAAGUUUUGAUAUCGGAUUUCUUCUGA